AUGAAACCUACUACGAAUACGAACACCAAUCCACAUGCACAGUUAGUCGGGUAUAUACAGCAAGUGGCAUUGGCACUUAAUUUUAAAGAUGGUGUAAAAUUGGGACUAUGCUUGACGAUAAGCCCGGGCCAGAAUGAGGGUAUAAGAAGGGCUAAUUAUCUAGAACCAAGUGAGUUUGAUUUGUUUCUUUUGCCAGAGGUAUACAGGGAGGUAGUUAGAGCCCAUCUUAGGUUGAUGAGGUGUGUUUAUCUCAAGAAGGAUAUUAGCAAAGCUUUUGAUGCAUUAAAUGAUUUGGUUGGUCAUCUCAUACGUGCGGCCAAUACUGAGACUAACUGGAUCAAUACAGCACUAAUAAACGCGUGUACCGAACUAAUUACAGUGUAUAAGGUCAAGCAACAAACAAAUCCUGAGGAAGAGUCAAUUGAAUUUCAAGAUUUGGAAAUGGAUAUGCCACAACUAUCUUCUCUCGAGGAACUAGCAAAUACAAUCAACAAGGCUUUCAAAUUGUCUCUCAAUGAUAAAAACUUGGAUUUAAAGUUAAGUAAAAGAGUUGAUCUAUACUUCUUUUUGGGAGCUUUAAUUCAGGUAUAUUUCAAAUUGGGUAAACUAGAAUUGGCAAAAUCCGUGGAGAAGGUUAUAAAGAACACAAGGUUUCAGUUACCUGAGCUCAACGGAAUUCUGCCUAGUAAGAAGUACGCAGUUUCCUAUCUCUACUAUAGUGCUUUACUUUCUUUGGAUGAUGCUGACUUCAACAACAGUGAGGAAAAGUUGAUGAAGGCAUUGGACGUUCUCACCUACUACAAAGAAAACAAAACAAAGCAGACUGAAAAGAUUUUACUCAUUCUCUUACCAUUACGGCUAUACAACAAACGUCUAACCCCUAAGGAAGUGGUUUGGAACGAAUAUCCUAUUUUGAGAUACAUUUACAAGGACAGUAUUUUUGAAGCAAUACGGAGAGGUAACCUAUUUAAUUUUGAGGCAUCAAUAAAAAAAUUCGAAGUUUUGUUGCUCAAGAAGCAUUUAUACCUUUUGGUUGAACGCUUGAAGGGAUUAUGUUACCUAAGACUCAUUCAUAAAACUGUAUUAUAUUUUCAGUCGCUACAUCCAGACUCUAAAACGAACCAUAUUAUAGAUUUAAGUGCAUUUCAAAUUGCAUUAGAAUGUUCCUCUAGCGAUGGAACUAUGAAAAAAGGACUAGGUGAUCGUAGUUUUCGUUACCCUAUUGAAGAGAUUGAAUGUGUUCUCGCGAAUUUCAUAAGCAGCUCUAAGAUAAAAGGCUACAUCUCUCAUAGCAACCGUUGUAUUGUACUAUCGAAGCAAAAUGCUUUUCCUAAUGAGUUUACAAACUCUUAUUAG
Molecule: messenger RNA, 1356 nt
Organism: Priceomyces carsonii
Lineage: Eukaryota; Fungi; Ascomycota; Pichiomycetes; Serinales; Debaryomycetaceae
Exons: 1
Coding region: 1-1356 (451 amino acids)
Biological process (GO): poly(A)+ mRNA export from nucleus
Molecular function (GO): RNA binding; double-stranded DNA binding
Source: RefSeq, a predicted model, not a curated record